AUGGAAUCGGUGAAAAUAGGUGGAGAACAUGUACGAAUAAAAAUGGAACAUUUGAAUGGAUAUAUUAUUUCAUACUGGGAUAAUGCAGUGAAUGGAUUGAAAGUUAUCACUGACUAUGUGACCAAUCUAUUCAAUAUUGAUGUAUCAGAUAUCUGGGCUUCAAAGCAAUCUCUCCAUAUAAUUGAAUGGGUGAACAGAAGACAAAAGACACCGUUGAAAAACGUUCUUUACUCGAGUGCUACCGCAACAUCAGAAGAAGAGAUGAUUUGUAUUCUGAAAGACUGCCGUCCGAUCUCUCGAUUAAGCAUACAUCUAAAGCCGCCUCAGAACUUUCGGUUCGCGGAAAAGUUCCCAAAAAUCGAUUGCUUAGAAAUCAGUAAUUCCAAAUGGGUAACAAUCGAUGAUCUGUUGAGCAUGGAUGGAAUUGAUAUUCAUCUAGACAAUGCCAGUCUCAAUAAUAGUGAUUUGAAUGUCUUCCUCAGGCACUGGCUGUCUGGGGGGUGUCCCCGAUUGAAGCUAUUUAGCGCCGAAACUGGUUCCGUGAAUAUCUUACAUGUACUCGAUGGUUUACCUCCUAAUCCCAUUCUUGUGGAGGAUAGGCGAGACUACACCAGUCCAUUUGGAUACAGAAUAGCUUUGUCAUUUGGAAUCGAUAUACAACGUGCGGAUGUUCCACCGGCCCAAUGUCUUCCUUCCACAGACAUCACUGUUUUGUACGCGUAUUCUACUGAUAUCGACGCUGAUACAUAUGGGUAUGGUGCCUCUAAUGUGAUCGGUUAUGCUCCUAAAUAUGCAACAACGGCGAAUGUUCGAUUUGAUACGAAACAGGAAGAAGAUAUUGAGUAUCACACGGACUCUGAAAGUUUGAGUGAUUCUCUAAAUUUCCAUUUACCUGAUCCAUCACUUGGAUAUGGAAACAAAACAACUGGAAGCAAUUUGUACACUGUUUUAAAAAAGUUUCUCAAUAAUCGGAAGGUUUCAUUAUGCGGAGCCCACGUUUUCAUUGCAGUAAAACGAUAUCCAGAUGAGUCUGAUGUGUCCGACAUAAUUACCCAACUUCGAGCAAAUCAUGUGAUUGUGUAUAUUGCUGUCGACAGUAUCCCAUCGGGUGGAUCCAAUUCUGCAACAUUAUAUGAAAUGUCAUAUCAAACCAAUGGAUAUAGUCUGUUCGCCACCGGCAGUGAUCUCCGAUAUGCGUUUGAGUGGAUGACCGCAAUACUUCAGACCCCUUACCAAAUCAUUGCUCAAAACUUUGUAGUUUCUGAAUCGGGACGAAUCGAAGUAUCGACAUUCACAACUCCGAUACCAACGGGUUACGCAAGCCCAUGUUUUUUUGCAACAACUAUUCAAAACCACACACUUGACAAUUCAUUUGUAUCAAUGAAUUAUACAAUUGAGAGUACUGAUGGAUCUUUUGUUUAUACAUUCCCGGGUGGCUACUCCUUACCUCUUUAUGGAACUGAGCAAACAGAUUUCUCAACUUUGAACGGAUCCCUCUCAUACAAAUGGACAAUUGACUAUCAUUAUGACACUGAUGCACCACAAAUCAUUCAAUUAAGAAUGUACAGCCAUUAUUAUCACGACUUCCUCCCACUGCCAGUAUUCUAA
Molecule: messenger RNA, 1608 nt
Organism: Caenorhabditis remanei
Lineage: Eukaryota; Metazoa; Nematoda; Chromadorea; Rhabditida; Rhabditidae
Exons: 8
Coding region: 1-1608 (535 amino acids)
Biological process (GO): innate immune response
Source: RefSeq, a predicted model, not a curated record